This is a messenger RNA of Closterium sp. NIES-65, 3441 nucleotides long. The record is from the annotation of a GenBank genome assembly. Lineage: Eukaryota; Viridiplantae; Streptophyta; Zygnematophyceae; Desmidiales; Closteriaceae.
AUGCCCCGCUUUAAUCGACAGGAGCAGCUCCCGCUCCAUAUCAAGCGCGCUAUUUGCGCGCACCACGUCGACAACCCCCGCCUGCGUCAUGUUGACCUGGCGAGGUGGUGCUACACUCAGUACGGAUUGCGCCCGGAUCGCUCCACUGUCGGCCGCAUAUUGAAGCUCGCCGAGCGAUGGGCUGUCACGGCAACCGGGGACAACCAAGUGCGCCGUCGAGGUGGCGCAUGGCCUGAGCUGGAGCAGGCCAUGGCGCGGUGGAUCGCAAACGCAGGGCCCGCUGGCGUGCCUCUGACGCUGCAGACCAUCCGCGACCAUGUCGUGACGAUGUCCCGAAACAUGGGCAUUCCGCCCUCAUUCCGCUGCUCCAUCGGCUGGGUGCGCCGUGCUUUGAGGCGCCAGGGAGUGAGGUGCCGUGCAGCACAAGGCGAGGCGGCUAGCGCGGACAUGGCCGCCGUGCGCCACGCACGUGAGAAGCUGCCGCAACUCCUCACGCAUCUCGGUGUCACCCCGCGGGACACUUUCAACCUCGAUGAGACGGCGCUCUGGCUGUCAGUCCUCCCUCGGCGCACUUACAGCAACGGCCGCAUUCCCGGCCGCAAAGUAUCGAAGGAGCGGCUCACCGUGGCAUUCCUCGUGAAUGCUGACGGGAGCCACAUAUUCCGACCGCUCGUGAUCAGUAAGGCGAAGCGGCCGCAUGACUUCCGCCCGGAUUAUGACCCUGAAUCCCUUUGCUACUGGCGGCACAACGCGAAAGGCUGGAUGACCUCGUCACUCAAUGCUGCGAUGUACGCCGAAGGUCGCAAGAUCGUGUUGCUGCUCGACAACGCGAGCAGCCACAUGCUCCGCUCUGAGCUCGCAUGGAGCGAGAUCGUCUGCGGCAUGCGGACGACCUGCAUGAGCAACGUGCGGCUCGUCUUCCUGCCGCCGAAUACCACCGCAUUUACACAGCCGCUCGAUCAAGGCAUCAUAGCCACCGUAAAGGCCCGCUACCGACAGCAUUGGCUGCGGGCCUUCUCGGCUUUGUGGAACGGCGACGGCGCGACUUCCGCCGUCGCGCGUUUCCGCCCGAACUUGCGCGAUGUCCUCGCGUGGCUGUCGGACGCGUGGACCUCGGUCGGCGCGUGCACCAUUCAACGGUGCUGGUGGCGCACGGGGUGUCUGCCGCUCUCGUGGUCCCUGGAGCUUACGCAGGUACACGACGAUGAGCCCUCCCCCGCCGUCUACCCCGACAUCGAGCUCGACGACGACAUCGACGAUGUCGGGACGCUUAUUAGCGGGCUCGCCCUCGGGAAUGCGGCGAUGACGGCCGCAGAGUACGUCGUCAUCGACGACGACGAGCCAACGUGCGCCGAGGGCGCUGCGGGACAGCCCACGACUGAGCCGGAGGCGGGCCUAGAGGUGGAGCUCUGGCACGCGCCGACGACCAUGCAAGCCGUCUACGACGACGCCGACCUAGUGUGUUGCGAAGCGCGGCGCACUGCACGCGCGGCAUGCGAGAUGCUCAUCGGAUAUGCACGGGCCAUCCGCAUCACGCCGCGCGAUCUGUCCCAUCUGUUCGAUAUCCGCAACCACAUUGUAAUCGCGCGGAUGGAGCGGGCGAGCCCGUCAUUCAACCUCAACGUGGCGCCUCAGCCCGUACCCUCCCCGGGCGCAACUCCCACGCCCGAAACCCCUCGUCCGCGCGGCCGGGUGCUGCCCGGCUGGAUGACCCGUCCGUCUCGCCGUCAGGAGUUGUUUGACGCCGGUGUGGGCGCCGUGAUGGACGGAUAUGUGGAGGAUGUUGAUUGGAAGGCACGCAUGGGGGCGCUGCGUGACCUGCGCUCGCCGUUCGGCCUGCGGCGGCGGCGCCGCUACCUCGUGCCGGCCGCUGGAGCUGCGGCAGCCAUCGCGUCCUUGCCCAUCUUGGCGUUUGUGUUCCUUGCCGCUCGAUGCACCUCUGCGCAUCAGAUGAACGAGUACGCGCCGCCCUUCCUCGACUUCGACUUUGGCGACUCGGACAAGAUGUGCGGCUCGUGGCCCGGCCAGUACAUGGCGCUGCACGAGCGCAUCCGCCAAGCCAGUAAGGACGCAUACGCGGCUCGACUCCAGAGCGACGCCGCCGCCGCUGCCGCCGCCGCCGCUGCCGCUGCCGCUGCUUCUGCUGCUUCUGCCCCCCCCCCCGCCGCGGCUCCUUCCGCGCCCGACGGCGCCGAAGCCGCUGCCGCCGCUGCUGCCGCCGCAGCGCCGCCGUCGGAAGCUGCGCCGCCGCCGUACGACCCGUCGAUCCGGUUUCUAACCUUCGAGUGGCUGAACGGGUGCGGCGGGUACGGCGACGUACUAGUCGGCCUCAUAGCCGCGUUCGUAGUCGCCGUCCUAGACAACCGCGCGUUAAUCAUCCGCCACGCGUGUCUGCCCGCGGCGUUCCAGCCGAACCUAAUCGACUGGGUGAUCUCCCCGGACGUUCCGCUAGAGCCGUCGCGAUUUAUUAACGGCCCGCAGUCGUGGAUGGGGCGGCCCGAGCCCGCGACGCCCGGCGAGGUGGUGUUUGUGGAGUUACGGAAUAAGUACGUGGAGUUGGAGCCGUAUUUUUCGAAGCUGAACGCGUCGGUUAAUGUGAGGCUGGCGUCGAAUCGCGGCGUGCUGACGUACCUGCAGACGCGCGCCGCGGGGUCGUGGGCGCAGCGGUUCAGUCAGAUCGGCAUGCGCCUGCCGUACGCUGUGGGGUGCUUCCUGCGCUUCCUGUUCACUCCGCGGCCAGAGGUGCAGGCGCUGGUGCGGGGCAUGGAACAGCAGCUGCGCGCAGCCAUGGUGGGGGAGGGGGGGCAGGCGCGGGGGGUGGCGACGGUGGGCAUACACAUCCGCGUGAAGGACGGAUUCGUGUGGGACGGCAAGUGGGGGGACGGUGACCCUAAGAAGCUGAAUGAGGAGCAGGUGGCGUGGCUGGGAAAGCAGGCCAAGGAGUGGAUUGACUGUGCACUGAAGGUGGAGGGGUACUGGUUCCCAUCGUCUCUGGGAGUGCGCUGGAUGCUCAUCACCAACUCAGCCCAGCUCAAGCAAGCGAUAAAGUCACAGUACCCCGAUAAGGUCUUCACCACUGAUUUUGUGCCUCGCCAUUCCAACAACCUGGGCGCUGUUGACACUGAAGCCUCACGUCGCCCAGCUGGGAUGGUAGCCCCAGAUGCAGAAUACACUGACGCCAACAUUACUGCUGCGGCCACCAAUGCCACCAGCACCACUAUUGAGAAGGACAAGCAGGAAGAGGCUCGGCUGUUCCAGGAGGUCGUUACAGAAUGGUUAUUGUUGGCAUCUUGCGAUGCAUACGUUGUGUCGGAGUCUGGGUAUUCGCACACUGCGGUGUUUUAUGCUAGAAGGCCCAUGGCAGCUUUUCAGUAUGACAGAUGCGAUCCAGAGUUGCCAGUGCAGACAACUGUUAUGGGACAGUCUUGGAGUGGGAUUUAA